AUGGCCAUGCUUAAUGGAACUAAUUUUAAGGAAUGGAAAAGGCACUUACUUAUAGUGCUUGGCUGUAUGGACAUAGACCUUGCGCUAAGGGAAGAACAACUUGCACCUCUUAUUGCGGAAAGAACCCCUGAUGUCAAGAGGGAUUUUGAGAGGUGGGAUCGUUCAAAUCGCAUGAGUCUAAUGAUCAUGAAACACAACAUUCUAAAAGCCUUUAGGGGCACAGAAUCUAAAAAGAUUACUCAAGCUAAGGGUUUCCUUGAUGAAAUUGAGAAGCGUUUUGCUAAAAACGAUAAGGUUGAAAUGACAUCACUUCUGACUUCUUUGAUGUCCAUGAAGUAUAAGGGUCAAGGAAACGUAAGGGAGUACAUUAUGGAGAUGUUCUAUACUGCUUCAAGACUUAAGGCACUUAAGAUCGAGCUUUCUAAGGAAUUACUUGUUCUUAUGGUUUUGGUAUCACUUCCUGCACAAUUUAAUCAAUUUAAAAUUAGUUAUAACUGUCAAAAGGAGAAAUGGACCCUAAAUGAGCUCAUUUAUCAUUGUGUGCAAGAGGAAGAAAGGUUGAAGCGUGAUAAGUCUGAAAGUGAUCAUUUGGCCAAUGCCCCUAAAGACAAGGGCAAGAAAAGAAAAUAUCAGAAUGAAGUUGAUAAGGGUCCAGCUAAAAAUAAACAACAACAAGCUACAGAGAGUUGUUUCUUUUGUAACAAGUCUAGACAUGUAAAGAAAGAUUGUACCAAAUAUCAUGCUUGGCGUGCAAAGAAAGGGUUGCCUAAGUUACCGAAAGCCAAGUGA
This is a messenger RNA of Gossypium raimondii (Peruvian cotton), 789 nucleotides long. RefSeq lists its product as uncharacterized. NCBI's taxonomy places the organism in Eukaryota, Viridiplantae, Streptophyta, Magnoliopsida, Malvales, Malvaceae. Bases 1 to 789 code for a protein of 262 amino acids. The record is from RefSeq and is a predicted model, not a curated record. The transcript has 2 exons.